AUGAAGGUGCUCUUGCUUGGUGCCACCGGCAAUGUCGGCAGCCGUGCACUGCCUGCCCUGAUCAAGCACGGUCACACCGUUGUAGCUUAUGUUCGCUCGCCUAGCAAACUCGCGCCAGGGAAGCGAGCUGUCUUCGCCGACGUGGUCGUCGGAUCGGUCACGGACAAGUCAGCGUUGAAAGAUGCCAUCCUCGCCCACAACUGCGAUGCCGUCUUUCACGCUGCUGGCGUGGCGCAGAUGUUCGGCCGCUCCAAGACCGGCGAAUAUAACAAAAUGUUUGCCACCGUCGUCGCAGCCAUUGUGGAAGCCCGCGAGGAGCGCCGCGGGCCCGCAAUCCGCGCCUGGCUGAUGUCUGGUUUCCCUAUGCUGGACAGCGCCAUCCCGACUUAUCUUAUCGGUGACUACAUGCCCAUGUUUCCCGAGCACAGGGAAAAUCUGGCCCUCAUCCAGAAGCAAGAAGAGGGGAACAUCGCCUGGUCGCUGUUUUGUGCCAAUCUAAUGAGCUCCAAGCACAGCGAGAUUCGAAUUCCCGCACCAGACGACUGCUCGGCGGCCAAUGUGAUCGCCAGCGCGGACUUCCCCCCCAAGUGGCGGGACACUCUCAAGUGGGUACCGCUGAUCGGGCCCUACUUGAAUGUCUUCCGUCAAGCGGGUGGUUACGCCACUUCUUUUGAGGAUCCCUUGGACUUCAUUGCUACCGACUUCAAGAAAGGAUUGCAGAGCGAAUUCGUCGGGAAGAGAGUGGGAUUAAAGAUGAAGAAGGAAGGAAUUUGA
Molecule: messenger RNA, 774 nt
Organism: Talaromyces proteolyticus
Lineage: Eukaryota; Fungi; Ascomycota; Eurotiomycetes; Eurotiales; Trichocomaceae
Exons: 1
Coding region: 1-774 (257 amino acids)
Source: RefSeq, a predicted model, not a curated record